This is a messenger RNA of Marchantia polymorpha subsp. ruderalis, 1711 nucleotides long. The record is from the annotation of a GenBank genome assembly. Lineage: Eukaryota; Viridiplantae; Streptophyta; Marchantiopsida; Marchantiales; Marchantiaceae.
AAUGUUUCACCUGAUUUAUUAAAUAGUUGGACAACCGUUUUGACAUCAUAUUGCAAAAGGAGAGAUGAUCAACAGAUCACGCGUUAAUACGUUUCACACAUAAGAAGCAACAAGGCCGGCAAUGGGUUUGUUUAGAGAGAAUUUUAUCUGCCUAAAAUUUUCUCAAGGUUCAACGAUGCAUGAGAGUUCAUCUUCACGUUUGCAAGAUUUUCCCAAGCGAGUGUGGUGAAAUUGGCUCAACGUUCGAUUUUGCGAAGGCUGAGAAUCAUGGAAGAUGGCGCCGAGGGCCCGAAUACCUGCAGAAGGUUCUAAUUUGUCAAGAAUCAAGAUUGACCAAGCGGACCAACGAACGGACCGUUGUGGAGAUCAAGAACACUUUUGGGUAAUAAAAUCUGCUCCUGCAAGUAAUGAUCUCUUGCAUGCAACUAUAAUGAUCUAGUUUUCUCUAAGCCUCCCGUUCGUUGCUUUCUCGUUGUCACUGUUGUAAAAUCUCGUUUCCUCCUCGGAUCUUCUACGAGCUUUCCUCCUUUACUUCUGCCUCUUCAAUUUCCUCUCGUCGUACUGGAAAUGUUCUGCACAUGUAAAAGUCGGAAAGGUUUCCAAGAACUAUCGCGAUAAUCCCGAUUCCCGGCACUGCACUCGCACUCCCAAACUGUCUAGCAGUGUGUCUGGCCCACUUCGAGGUCUCCGACCCCGCAAUUCGAGGACCGGCCGGACCGGCCGGAUCAGCCCGUGGGUUUCGCAUGCAGGACGCCGUCGUGAGGUAAUAAGAGACAUGACCGGAUACCCACCCGGUGACCGGUAGAAAAUCAUCCGUAUUCACGGGGCCCACAAGGGGCUUCGUCCUUCAUUGGCGAAUAUCAGCGCGCGAGUUUAUGAAAGCUGAAGUGCUUCGAUUCGAGCUUUGCUGACAGUGCCCAACGAGCAUUUGACGAUGCUUCCGGAUCGAUGAGAAGAGCGCGGGUGGGGGCCAAGUGUUAACGACGAAGCGUUGGAAGACCCGUCACGCCGUACGAAGAUGAAACCAUGAAAAGGGUAAUAAGGGCUCGGCCUCAUCGGAAACGACUAGAAGCAGAGACUCCAUACGUUUGUGUGACGGGAUAUGGGUGUUCUAUUGUCCUCUUAAUUUGGGCAAGAUACUCCAAAUCCUCGGCCGCAUCUACAGUUUCUGGGCAGGCUUGUGGAGUUUUACCUUGCAACUUACAACUUUUAUUGGAGAUCAAGUGUAAAUUUCUGGUUCGCUGUCUCAUCAGUCAUGGCCUCGCUUCCUAUUGUUCCAUGGCAAAGCUACAUAGCUGUACUAGUUUCGCUUCGGUAUACAGGAGCAACUUUUAUGAUGAAUGAUACAGAACAAACACAAGUUUUGGAUAGCUGGCACCAGAUAAGGAUCAGUUUCAGUAACAAUAUAAUACUAUCACGGUUCUUCAAGUGAUUAUUGCAAAAUGGACUUUGGUUAGUGCUACAAGUGAACAACUAUUGCUUUUGUCCUAUUUAAAAAUAUUAUUUGAAUUGUAAUGCCCAGGAGUUAUGACCUCAUUUGAACAAACCCGACAUCUUGGAUCCAAGAGGUCCGAUAGUUGGUUCGUUUCGAUCUGUGUCUAGACUUGAAGGGAAGAAUCCGCUGUGGUGAUGAACACCUUCGGAGUAGGCUGGAAGAAUUACAGAGUAUUCCCCAUACAGAGAUACAAAAUCAAGUGGAAGACAAGUUUGC